AUGGCUAUUGCCGAACGAUACGGCGAGAUUCCAGCAGCUAUGCUCGAUGCCUCUACAACUAAUGAAGAUACGUUCAUCAAAAUCGCUGCGGACGUCAUAACCAGUGAAAAGAUACAGGAGAUAUGCAGUCCUACUCACCCGACGAUUGCUCGCAAACACUACAAGUCACGCAUUGGGAAAAAGUCUGAACGACGAAUCCAAACACCCUCUGCACCUCACCUCAAAUCCUUCCUCUACUCCUUCUCCCUCCUCGCCAUCCCAUACACCACCCGCCUCACUAGCUGGUUCAGAAGCGCACCAACAUAUGGCCAAAACCAAUUAUUCACGACUGGCCUUGUGGUUCUUCUCUACAACGUGUGUUAUCUCACUCUUAGCCCAGGGUUCGAGAUUCCUUUGGCGCAGGCGGGUGAUGGAUUGAGUAGUUUGUGGGUUGUGGGUUGCAGCGGAAAGCUUGGCGGCGUUUCGGCGCUCUAUUCCUGCUUUGUCUCGGUCGCAUUCUACUGUCCCGCUACUCUUACCUCCAACCCCUCCCUCAACUUUGCCCAAGUUCUUCAAGCUAUUACUGCUAGUCCUGCUCGUGCAGCCAGGAGAGAUGGUGGAUAA
Molecule: messenger RNA, 603 nt
Organism: Suillus discolor
Lineage: Eukaryota; Fungi; Basidiomycota; Agaricomycetes; Boletales; Suillaceae
Exons: 3
Coding region: 1-603 (200 amino acids)
Source: RefSeq, a predicted model, not a curated record